CAUAAAUAAUCAAUGAGAGGCUAUUAAUAUUCAUGAGUGAGAAUCUGUGUAGUCAUGUGCACUGAUGCAGAGACAGGGGGAGUGUUGCCAUGAACUGAGUCGAAACUCUGUGUGUAUACGUGAGUGUAAGAUAGUUAGGGAAAGGGAAGAAGAGCAUGCUGCUACACAGUGCCCUGCCUGGUGCUUCCCGCGCACAGUGGUGUGUCUGUGUUUCUGGGCUGGAGUGACUGAUGAAAAACAGUAGUCAAGUCUGGAGGGUGAUUCCCUGUCAGUGCAUUUGCCUUCCAGUGCUGGGGAAAUUAGAGGCUUUGCUCCUGUGUUUCGUAUUAGAAUGGGCUGCAAUCUGUGCACUUUUCAGAAGAGAGAGGAACACUACAAACUGCUCUAUGAAGUUUCACAGGUCAAUGGGAAGGACCUCUCCAAGGCCACUCAUGAAGAGGCAGUGGAAGCUUUUCGCAAUGCUAAGGAGCCAAUUGUAGUUCAGGUUUUACGAAGAGCCCCAAUUAGCAAAGCUCAUGGUAGCUCUCAGGAUGUACGGCUUGUGGAUGCCUGCACUCAGACUGACAUCACUUUUGAGCACAUUAUGGCUCUGGCCAAACUAAGGCCUUCCACACCUCCUGUUCCUGAUAUCUGCCCCUUUCUGCUUUCAGACAGCUGCCAUUCUCUUCAGCCAGUGGAGCAUGAAUUUUAUGAGGGUAAUGAGUAUCUUUCCAGCCUGCCUGCUGAUGCAGAUAGAGCAGAGGACUUUGAGUAUGAGGAGGUGGAGCUGUGUCGCAUUGGCAGCCAGGAGAAGCUGGGACUGACUGUCUGCUACAGAACCGAUGAUGAGGAAGACACAGGGAUCUAUGUCAGUGAGGUUGAUCCAAACAGCAUUGCUGCCAGAGAUGGACGGAUCCGUGAAGGAGACCGCAUUUUACAAAUUAAUGGGCAAGAUGUCCAGAAUCGAGAAGAGGCAGUGGCAUUGCUCUCCAGUGAUGAAUGCAAGAAAAUUGUGUUGCUGGUUGCAAGGCCAGAACUGCAGCUGGAGGAAGGGUGGCUGGAUGAUGAAAGGAAUGAAUUCUUGGAGGAGCUGAACUUGGAAAUGUUGGAAGAGCAACAUAAUGAAGCGAUGCAGUACACAGCCAAUGAGGUGGAGCAGCCAAAGAAGCAUGAGGAGGAGGAUGGAACUACAGACACUGCAACCUCAUCAUCCAACAAUCAUGAGAAGGACAGUGGGGUGGGACCUACAGAUGAAAGUCUUCGUAACGAUGAGAGUUCAGAGCAAGAAAAUGCACCUGAAGAGCAGAACGGUGCAACUCUGCAGAGCAAACGAGAGCUGGGUCACAGCCAAGACACAUUAGGAAGUGUUGAGCUCCAGUGCAAUGAAAGCUUUGUGUCAGGGGAAUACAUUGAAUCUGAUUUCAUAGGGAACCCAGAGGAGGAGUGUGAAAGAUUUCGACAGCUGCUGGAGCUGAAGUGUAAGAUUCGAAACCACGGGGAGUAUGACCUGUAUUACUCGAGCAGCACAAUAGAAUGCAACAGAAGAGAGCAAGAUGGAGUGGAGCAUGAGCUGCAGCUACUCAAUGAGGAGCUGAGGAACAUUGAACUCGAAUGUCAGAAUAUCAUGCAAGCUCACCGGCUCCAGAAAGUGAGGGAUCAGUAUGGAGACAUUUGGGCUUUACAUGAUGAAGGAUUCAGGAAUUAUAACACCAGCAUAGACGUACAAAGAGGCAAACUGGAUGACAUCUUGGAGCACCCUGAGAAGUCCGACAAGGACAGCUCCAGUGCUUACAAUACGGCUGAAAGUUGCAGGAGCACCCCUCUGACUGUGGAGCGAUCCCCGGACAACUCGCUCCAGCGGAUGAUCAGCAUCACCAACAGGAAAAACCUGAGGAGCACAAUUGUGGCUAAUCAGUCAUCCUCGGGACAAAGCAACAAGGAAACAAUCUCGGUCAAAACCAAACCCACUGAGCAAAACAGCACUGCUGAAGACACAGUGCUGGCAUCAGAAAACAGCAAAUUCACAGACCAGGAAAAGCAGAGCACCGAACACAUUCCCUACCUGUCCCCGUAUCACAGCUCUUCUUACAGGUACGGGAAUAUACCUGCUCAUGCCAAGCAUUAUCAGAGCUACAUGCAGCUGAUCCAGCAGAAGUCGGCUGUGGAGUAUGCCCAGAGCCAGCUCAGCCUGGUGAGCAUGUGCAAAGACUCACAGAAGUGUGCGGAGCCCAAGAUGGAAUGGAAAGUGAAAAUAAGGAGUGAUGGGACAAGGUAUAUCACAAAGAGACCAGUUCGAGACAGAAUUCUAAAGGAACGUGCCUUAAAAAUCAAAGAAGAGCGCAGUGGAAUGACGACAGAUGAUGAUACAAUGAGCGAGAUGAAGAUGGGUCGCUACUGGAGCAAAGAGGAGCGGAAGCAGCACUUGGUGCGAGCCAAGGAGCAGAGGAGGCGACGGGAGUUCAUGAUGCGUAGCAGGCUGGAGUGUCUGAAGGAAAGUCCGCAGAGUGGCAGCGAGGGCAAAAAGGAAAUUAACAUUAUUGAACUAAGUCACAAAAAGAUGAUGAAAAAGAGAAACAAGAAAAUCUUGGACAACUGGAUGACAAUCCAAGAACUGAUGACACAUGGUGCUAAGUCUCCAGAUGGCACAAGAGUGCACAAUGCCUUUUUAUCAGUUACUACUGUAUGAACGCAACUUCUUUCAGAGAGUAUACUACCAGUUUAGGUAGAGUACGAUUGCCUCGUUCAAUGUGGCAUUUUUAUAUAUUUUGUGACUGUUUAUAGUUUGAUCUUUUUUGUAAGCAAAAUUACCUGGUAAUUUUUAAUUUGUUUUUCAUAUAAUGGUACCUGCUUUAUCUGUCAGUCUUUCUUUAUCCUGCAAUAUAUUCGUAUUACUCAUUUGUAGGGGAAAAAAAAAAA
Molecule: messenger RNA, 2895 nt
Organism: Meleagris gallopavo (turkey)
Lineage: Eukaryota; Metazoa; Chordata; Aves; Galliformes; Phasianidae
Source: RefSeq, a predicted model, not a curated record